CGAAGCCUGAUCCCAGCUCCAUCGAGCUGUGCGAUCGUGGUGGCAAGUUGGGUCCAUUCUUGCCGAAUUGCCGUUUACCCGGCACCGUGUAUCACGGCAUGAUCAACAAUGCAGCGGUUGACUUUUACACGUUUCACGAGAAAUUGCCUGAUCAAGACUUUCAAGUUGUGCAAGCUGGCGACGCGAAGCUGUACGAGUCAACGGUCUACAGCAAGGAAGAUCAGGCAAAGCUGGUAGAAAAUUCAUCCAAGGCGCUUAAUUCGGCAGAUCAAGACCAAUCAGAUGCUUCUGAUGCCAAGUCGAAGUACAAACUGGCCUUGAGUGUUUUUGCAGAUGGGCGGGUUUCCAUUGCCACUAAAUCCCUCGCCAAGAAUGUGUUUUUCGUCGACCAAAGCAACUUCCGCAAAUAUUUCCCUCCUCUGUUGGGGCCCAUGUUUGACGGACUGAGUACGAUGGAGUACAUCAAGGACCAAGAGCAAAAGGCGGCGCAGGCGGCAGCCACGCCGAUGCUUGGCGCUGAUGGCUCCACGCCAUAA
Messenger RNA from Capsaspora owczarzaki ATCC 30864, 536 nucleotides. RefSeq lists its product as hypothetical. The transcript is spliced from 4 exons. Lineage: Eukaryota; Filasterea; Ministeriida; Capsasporidae. The record is from RefSeq and is a predicted model, not a curated record. Bases 99 to 536 code for a protein of 145 amino acids.